CCCCAAUUCUGAAAAAGUUGGGACAUGCAGUAAAUUGCAAAUAAAAACAGAAAGCGUUGAUUUGUAAACUUUCACAGGAAUUUAACUGAUAACAGCACAAAAGAAGGAAUAUAAUUUUUAAUUUUGCUGGGUUUUCAACAAGUGAGCAGCACUUUGCUUAUCAUGUGUACUCAGCUAGAGGUCAAAGUAGGUGAACAUAAUCAAACUGACCCUUGUUCAGGAGCCCAGCAGUGGUAAACUGGUGUUGGUGAGGCUUUAACCAGCAACGUUCAGCCAGGUCUGUAUCAGAAAAUAAAAAAAAACUUAAACUCGACCAGGAUUUUUCCGGCAGGACUUUAUUUUAAUAGUGUGUGAAAGUUGUACUGCACUGGAGUGUCUGUAUAUGCUGAUGAGCUACUAGUGGAAAACCACUGGAAAAUAAUGAACCAACCGGUGGGUGGGUUCUCUAACUAAUUAUAUUGUGUUAAAAUGAUCCAUGGUGGGACCUGUGUGGCUUUAGUGUGGAUAUCUUGCUAACCUUUAGGAUGGUGCAGUUUCUCCACUUUUCUCUGAGCUGCAGGAUGUCAGACACUCCCUAAACUCCGAACCUAAAUAUUGUGUUUGGGGAAAACUGGGCAUUGGUGAAGAACUGGAGGACUGGGAGGUUUAAGAUAGAAGAAACACCUGCAACUGAAUCCUAAAAAAAUCCCCAAGUUCAAAUAAGGAAACAACAACAAGAAUCAGAAGCCAGAUUGUUUUUACAAAUCCUAAGAGAUACAAGAUGGAUGAGAAGGAGGAAACCUCGAGUUUUUCAGAAUCUGUAAGCGAGGCUGCCAGUGCAAUGUGUCGUUUUCCUUUAAUAGAGGUGCAGGGCGUCCCCCUCAUGAACUGGAUCGCCAACAGCUGGAGCCUGAUUUCAGCCUUCCAACCAGAUCCUUCUGAUUUACUCAUCGCUACCUACCCCAAAGCAGGAACUACCUGGACUCAGGAGAUUGUGGAUCUGCUGCUGCAUGAUGGAUAUGCCGAGGUUUGUAAGCGAGCACCUACUGCUGUACGCAUCCCGUGCCUGGAGAUCCAAUUUCCUCCCCCAGUUCCUUCAGGUCUGAACGCACUCAAAAAGAUGAAACCUCCAAGAGUCAUCAAAACACACCUGCCCAUACAGCUAGUGCCUAAAGGAUUCUGGGAAAAUAAAUGCAAGGUGAUUUAUGUGGCUCGGAACGCGAAGGACAACCUGGUCAGCUAUUACCACUUUGAUCGAAUGAAUCAGACUCAGCCUGAACCAGGUCCCUGGGACCAGUACAUCCACAAGUUCAUGAGGGGAAAAUUGUCAUGGGGCUCCUGGUACGACCAUGUGAAAGGAUACUGGAGAGAAAAAAAAAACAGGAACAUCCUCUACCUGUUCUUUGAGGACAUAAAAGAGAACCCUCGUCGAGAGAUAUUAAGGAUCAUGCACUACCUGGACUUGUCACUACCUGAUGACAUAAUUGACAAGAUUGUGCAGCUGACAUCUUUUGAAGUGAUGAAGGACAAUCCGAUGACCAACUACACCUUCAUUCCAAAGACAAUGUUUGACAGUUCCAUCUCCCCCUUCAUGAGAAAAGGUGAGGUUGGAGACUGGAUUAAUCAUUUCACCCCGGCUCAAUCUGAAAUGUUCGAUAAGGACUACACAAGACAAAUGGCGGAUGUGGACAUUCCCUUCCGUACCAGCAUAUAAAUCAGCUACAGAUGAUGAGCAGUUAGCACCAGUAACAUCAACACUGUGCUCUGGAUAUACAAUUACUGAUGUGAUAUUAUUUGUGACAUCACAUGACCUCACAUGCUUUAUUUCAAAGAUACCAAAACUACUAAAAUAUCUGUUUAAGAGAUGUAGUUCCACAAGCUGCUGUUUAACAAAACAACAUGAGUAAAUACAGUGGAUGAGCAGCUUUAAUGGAACCUUCCUCUCUAAUUACUUAAUUAAUAUAAUCGUCAUAUAAUUACAGUCUGAAGGUCUUAAAUAAUAUGUUUAGCCUAAAAUAAAUAAGAAAGUGCAGUACAUCUUAAACAGAAUGUUUUAGAAAUAUGAAAUCCUGUUCUUGAUUAUUUUGAUGAUAUAAAAUCUGGACACCCCUGUUUGACUGAUUUCACCGUCAGGUGGUGCUAAUGGUGUUGUAUAAUGAUGGGUUUGAGCAACAAUAGUGUAGCGUCGGCACAGGCUUUACCCAGAAAGCCUUGCGGCAGUGGUGUCUAAGCUCACCGUAGCCGUGUAUCCCGUUGUUGGGAGUGGGGUGGCUGCGGUGAGGGUUGGGUAAGUAGCUUAUAUGUUUGUCUGUUGUAUGUAUGUAUGUGUGUAUGAAUGGGUGUCUGUCCCUAAACCACUGAAUGAACUGCGGCGCCACAAUAUACUGUAGUUUGUGUUCCUGUUUCAAACUUAAUAAUUACCAUAUACUAACAACUAAUACUUACAAUAUCUCUAUAAUUAUACAAAUGAAUACAGGGAAAUCAGUCACUGUAAGCACUUCCACAUGUUCUCUCAUGUUUCCCUCAGUUCAAACCUGGGAAAAAGAUCUGAAAUCAGAUCUAACAUGUAAUCUUCUCUAAAUAAAUGCAUAUUUAACUGUAA
Messenger RNA from Trichomycterus rosablanca, 2581 nucleotides. RefSeq names its product sulfotransferase 1B1-like. Gene Ontology annotation, cellular component: cytoplasm. Gene Ontology annotation, biological process: sulfation. Gene Ontology annotation, molecular function: sulfotransferase activity. The transcript has 7 exons. The coding region runs from base 761 to 1693 and encodes 310 amino acids. The record is from RefSeq and is a predicted model, not a curated record. Lineage: Eukaryota; Metazoa; Chordata; Actinopteri; Siluriformes; Trichomycteridae.